AGUACCGCAUAGAAUCAAAAAAUCGUAAAUAAGAUUUAUUUUUGCAUAAUUUUCAUGAUAAUUUCGUUACAUUUUCCGCUGAAUUACCGAUUUUUCGUGGGUUUAUUGUUUGCCGUAGCUAAUGCAAGCGAAAUUUCGCGGAUCGCUGCCGAAAGAAACGCAAAAUAAGUGUCGAAUGCGCUGUGGACGACGAACAAGCAUCUUACCGAAAUUCUGAAGCAAGGGAAGGUGAAUGAUGUCUCACGAUAUCAACAUUAUGCACGAGAUGAGCGACGACGGGAACUUUUCGUCGGAUCUCCUGCAGGACUACGACCAGUACGAGGAGAUUGAGGACGACUCGCAGCAGCUGCUCAUGCAAAAUAUCAACGGCAACGACGUCAUUAUCCUUCCGGCGACGGGAAAUCUCGUCAAUAUCGGCAACCAGCAAAUGUUUUUGUAUGGCGGCGACGUUGCUCUGAGCGGCGCCGACAUUUCGGGCACACUUCCGGGUCCGUCGGUGACGUCGCACAGCACAUCGAAACGCCAACGAGGCAGCAACGCCAACAACGGAACGACACAAGCCGCGCAACGUGCCAAACAGAAACUCGUGAACCAGCUGAUCGCGUACGAGAACACCAACGAAAACAGUCUCAAUGAUCUGGAGGAGGGCGAAAUUACGGAUCGACCGAAGAUGCGAUGGGAACAGAAACAAGUACAAAUUAAGACGAUGGACGGCGAAUUUAGUGUCACGAUGUGGGCAUCGGGCACAGAUGAGGGCGAAGACGAGGAUCCCGACUACACGGAAUACAUGGCAGGCAAGAAAAUUACGCUCGAUAACAGUGCAACGCAAGUGCCGGGACUCGAUUUGUCGGAUCCCAUGCAACUUGCGACUUUGGCGCGUCCUCGCAGUCAACCGCCCGUCCUGAAACAGUCGAAAAAGGGACAAAGUGUGGCGAGUGACAACACAAAUGCCGAUCGACCCAUUGCUUGUCCGCACAAGGGAUGCGGAAAAUCCUUCCGUGAUAACUCGGCGAUGCGAAAACACUUGCAUACUCAUGGGCCGCGCGUGCACGUUUGCGGCGAAUGCGGAAAAUCCUUCGUUGAGAGCUCCAAACUGAAACGACAUCAAUUAGUACAUACAGGCGAAAAACCCUUCCAAUGCACGUUCGAGGGAUGCGGAAAGCGAUUUUCGUUAGACUUUAAUUUGCGAACACAUGUUCGCAUUCAUACAGGUGAUCGUCCCUAUGUCUGUCCCUUCGAGAACUGCAACAAGAAAUUUGCGCAAUCCACCAACUUGAAAUCUCACAUUUUAACGCAUGCCAAACCAAAAAAGGGUCAGCAGCAACAACAACAGGCACUCGCUAACCAACAGCAGCAACAGGCACUUCUGAAUCAAGCGCAAUUGCAGCAGCAACAACAACAACAACAAGAGUCAUUGUCUGCCGCAACGUUUGCCAAUAACCGAACCACCAAUGCAAAUUUCCUCCAAAUUCCCGAUACGACACAGCAAUACAUCAAAUUAGAGUCCGUUGAUAAUCUGGAUCAGCAUUUGGAUGAUCAGCGAUUCGUUUUAUAUACCGACUAGAAUUCUAAGCCACGCGAACCCACACAAGAGAUUGUCAAACCAUCCGCUGGAAAUGGUUGUCUUUCAAAUUUUUCCCCUUUUUUUGGUUUUUGAAGUCUAUCUAGAAGAGAAAAAAAAUGUGAAAUGAAGUUGAAAUCUUAGAAGUAGAUGCUUUUCUUCCCAACUUUGAUGAUUAAAUCACAUCAAAGAAAUAUUUUUUUUAAGGCAAAUCUCGCGGAUUUUUUUUCCUUCGUAUUUUUGUGACUUGCUUUACUACUUAUAAACGAUUUUUAUCAAUUAGUAUACCUUUUUUCUUCAAUCAUAUCUUAAAUAUCCUAUAAAUAACGAAAAUACGUGUAAGUAAGAGAAGUACAUAAUAGUCUGAUAGAAAACAAAAAAUUAGCUUUAGUUUUGUGAACUCGUUUAAAAUAUAAUUUUAUUUUUAGAAAAAAGCGCCAAGAAAUCGAAAUACAAAAAAAAAAAGAUUUUAAUUUAAAAAUAAGAUUUGACUGUAAAAUCUCUGUAUCCUCCACUUUUUAUUAGUUUUAAGCAUAAUAAUUAAUAGUUAUAGUCCUACUAUGAAUAAUUUUGCAUUUACCGAAAAAGUUAUUAUUUAAAAAAAAAAUUACUUAAGAUUUUACUUUUUUUUUGUUUUGUCAAAAGCGAGCGUUUGUUCGUCGAAUUUAAGCAAAAAAGAAAAAAAAAUAUUGCAUUUGUAAAUUGAAUUUAGGAAAUUAAUGUCUAUACAUACGAAACUAUUGAUUUUAAUUUUAGCGUUGUUUUAAGGAGUAUUUUAGAUUUUAUCUGGGGAAUCUCGCAAAAAAUCAAUAAAAAAAGGAGAUUCUUCAAUUUGAGCACACACAAAAAAAAAGAACAAGAGUUUCGAAAAAGAAAUUAGUAAUAAAUACAAAACCAACCUAUAGCAAGUAAUAAUUGAUGUCGUUAGGUAUUAAGAUUAUGGACUAUUUU
Molecule: messenger RNA, 2512 nt
Organism: Culicoides brevitarsis
Lineage: Eukaryota; Metazoa; Arthropoda; Insecta; Diptera; Ceratopogonidae
Product: transcription factor YY2-like
Exons: 4
Coding region: 233-1564 (443 amino acids)
Biological process (GO): regulation of transcription by RNA polymerase II
Cellular component (GO): chromatin; PcG protein complex; transcription regulator complex
Molecular function (GO): DNA-binding transcription factor activity, RNA polymerase II-specific; RNA polymerase II cis-regulatory region sequence-specific DNA binding
Source: RefSeq, a predicted model, not a curated record